AUGGAGUUUGUCCUUCUCUUUACGCUCCUCCUGGCUACCUCCCAUGCCGCGAUUAUCUCCGAUCCAGUCCUUGACAGUAACGGAAAUGAGCUCAAACGGGGUCGCCAGUACUACGUGCUGCCGGCGAUUUUCGGUCCCACCGGCGGGGGCCUGAAGCUGGUGUCCCUCAACGAGACCUGUCCCCUGUCCGUGGCCCGGGAGGAAUCGGAGGUCGCCUGGGGGCUGUCCGUCAUGUUCUUCCCGGAGAACCCGGACACGUCCACCGUGGUCGAGGGGGCCACGUUCUACGCCAUGUUUGCGGCGCCUACCCAGUGCACGGAGUCCACGGUGUGGAGAGCCAAGGAGGGGACCCUGACGACGGGCGGAUCCGUAUCCCAGAGCAUUGCUCCUCAUGAUAGUAGGUUCGCCAUACAUAAAUCUGAUGAAUUCCCGAGAUCCGCCUACAAGAUCAGCUUUUGCCCGUGCAGCGUCGAUGUAGAGCGCCCAUCCUGCCGCGUUGGAUGCUCAGUCGUUGAUUCACUGCCUAAUACUGUUGUCUUUAUGAAUGCUGAGGCGGAUGAAGCCGUUAUCCGUUCCAAGGCGUAG
This is a messenger RNA of Spirodela intermedia, 585 nucleotides long. The record is from the annotation of a GenBank genome assembly. NCBI's taxonomy places the organism in Eukaryota, Viridiplantae, Streptophyta, Magnoliopsida, Alismatales, Araceae.